CCGCGGUAACACUGCUAGAAGCGGCCAUCAUUGUGACGAAAAAAAAGUAAAUGUGGAAUUAUAUAUUCUUGGCUGCCCUUAAGACCACCAAGCCAACGUGCUAACAACUUCAGGUAAAAGUGAUAAUCAAGCUGCAGCAAAUAUCUUCAAGUUGCGCAAGGACGGUGGGUAGAAGCCCCAUUUCCGAUCGGGCCCCGACACACAGCAUAGCCAUAGCCACACAUUGAAGGCGAAAGCGACGCGCGACAGGCGGCAGUCUGACAGUCGGGGCAGACAGAUAGAAGAAAUUCGUCAACGAUUGAUUCCCGGUGGCGGUGCUGAAAGAGGUGCCGAUCUGGUGGCACAUUCGCGUGUCCCUGCCCGCGACCGCUCCUCUCGCCCCAGUCGUCCCCAUCCAUAGGAACAAAGCGAACGGAGUUGCUGCUGCCCCACAAGGGAUAAGGCUAGCCCAUGCACACCAUGGAGUCGGAUGACUCUCGCGCCAGCUCGAACCCGUCCAUCUCAAGCGAGUCACGCUCGAACUCACCCAUAAAGGACACGGGUGUUGGUGCGGACGAGGACGCAUCUAGCCAUGCGGCUGAAACGACAUCCAACGACGCUGCAUCGGCCGCCGCUGCUGCAAUGAACAGAUCCCGACGUGCGGACUCCACGAGCAGCUCCUCAUCGAACUCAAGCUCCAGCUCGAACCGCAGCCAAAGGUCCAAGUUGCAGAACAAGAGCUCGAGCAGCAGCUCGGGCAGCGUCAGUGAUAGCAGCAGCAGCAGCAGUUCCGGCAGCGAGGACGAAGCGGACCCAGAACCAGAACAACAACCAGAUCGUGCUGUCAACGAGCUUCCGCGUGACCGAGAGGAGACCGAGACCACCGACUCGAGGCCCGACUCAGUGCCACCGACGGCUGGGGGCAGUGUCGGCUCUCCAAAUGCCGCCACCAAAUCACCACAAAACUCGCUGCUCUCCUCCGUGAGAAGUCGCAGCAAUAGCCCACAGUUGUACAAUCAGGCGGCUGUUGAUCUCAACAUCAGCCACGAGGAUUUGAGCGAUGUGAGUGAAAUUGACACAGACGAGAAGCGGGCGUCGUCGAAGAACUCACUUCAUCCCGAUGUAGAUGAUGAUGAUGAUGGGGCCAUUUCCAAUGACACACUGCCAGGUCUGGGCGAUGAUGAUGAGGAUGCCGAUGAUGCCGAUGAUGCCGAUGCCGCUGCUGCUGCUGCCAUUGACGAUGGAAAUGGCAAACUUAAUGGCAAGGCUCCACGGAUAAACAGUCCGCUGGAGAGAGGAGGCGGCGACUCACCCACAGAAUCAAAUACUGAGGACAGCACUAAUGGCAGGGAUGUGCCGACAACGGCAAGGCUGCAGGAGGAGGAUCUUGUCAAGACACACGACGAUGAUGCUCUCGACUUUGAGGCGGAGGAGGGCGAGUGUCCAGACAUAGCCAGAGAUAGGGACCAGGAUCAGGAUCAGGAUCAGGACAAUGCCGAUGCAAAAGCCAAUCAAACAAACGCAACAUCAAAGGGAAAGAGAAACUCAUUGUCACCCACAUCCAAUAGGCACUCGGACGAUGACGAUGGCGAAGUGGAUGCCGGCGAAAAGGAGGCCAAAGAGGGUGGCACUGUUGGCGAUGACGAUAAAAAUGGCACACUGGAGGUGGAGAGUGCCGCAGAGAUUGCCGCCGCCGCUGCCAAAAAGAAAAAGGACGAGGAGGAGCUGGAGGAGGGCGAGGUGUCCGAUGAGGACGAGAAGCGCCCCGAGGAAACCGAACCGAAGCCCAUUUGUAGAUUUUACACGCGCGGACAGUGCACCUGGGGCAUGAGUUGCCGCUUCCUGCAUCCCGGUGUCACCGACAAGGGAAAUUACACAAUGUUCGAGGGUCUCGUUCGAUCUGUGCCCAUGCAGGGCGGCAGCGGUGGAGGCGGCGGCGCUGGCGGUGGCGGAGGUGGUGGCGGUGCUGGUUCUGGCGGCGGCGGCGGCGGUGGCAGUGGUGGUUCUGCCCCGAGACCCGUCAGUGCGUAUGCCCCACAUGCUGCAGCGCCUGCGGACUAUCACGAUUAUCGGAAUGAGAGGCCGCCGCUGCAUCAUCGACCGCCGCCGGUGCAUCAUGCGCCGAGCAUGUAUGCAAAUCAUCAUGAGGCCAGGCCCGUUCUGCUGCCAGAGGGACCCGUUGUGGUGGAGAAUGCCUGGGAGCGGGGACUGCGCACGGCCAAGGAGAUGAUGCGGAAGGCGAACAAGCGGAAGGAGCAGGACAUGGACUUUGAGGACAAGAAAAUGAACCUAACCCUCUCGCCUGACGAGCUUGAGAAGGAUCCGUACUACCUCAAGGAACGGGGAAACAACAGCAGCCCGUCCGGGCUCAGCUCACCGACACCAGCACCGGUGCGUGAGCAGCAACUUGCACUACCACUACCCAUGCAUCUACCAGCAUCAUCUACCGGCAGUCAUGCUAAUUCCCGCGCUCUCUUCCCCUUGCAGUACCCAAUGUACGGUCCACCGGCGCCGGAGCGUUACGGCCGGGCACAGUAUAUGCCGAUGCCGUACGAGGAUGUCGAUGCGUAUGGCAGAAUGACCAGAUAUCGGGAGCUGCCGCCACAUCGUAUGCCACACUAUGAGGACGAUCGUCGUCUGCGUCCCGCACGCGAGGUGAUCGUACAGCGUGUGGAGUCUGCGGGUGGCAGGGGCGAUGAGUGGAGCGAUCCCUGGAUGAGAUCCAAAUCGAUGGGACGUGGCUCAUACGAUCGGGACGAUCGCCGCAGACGAGACCGCAGGAGCUACACAUCCAACACAUCAUAUUCCAGUUCAAACAGUUCUCAGAGCGACUCCAGCUCGGACUCGUCUCGUUCCAGCAGUGCCUCGGACCACAAGCGACGCGGCGGCGGAGGUGGCGGCGCUGGUGGCUACGGCGGUGGCGGCGGUGGCUCGCACAAGGUGCCUGCCUCUGCCAGGCGUCCGGCAGCAGGACGAGCGGUGCGUUCGCCCAGCCAGAUACCCCGUCGACGUCGAAACUCGACCAAGGCAAGCCCCUCACCGUCCUACAAGAGAGGAGCUGGCCUGGAAAAGCGUAUCAGUCCCGUCUCGAAGCGGAAGAAGGUAACGUCGCCUUCGCCCAAGAAGUUCGACAAGAGGAGACGCGGUCGCAGCUCCACAUCAUCGGAAUCAGAUUCCUCGGAUACCUCGUAUUCAGAUUCAGAAUCGGGAUCUUCAUCGUCAACGACAUCGUUGGAGUCGCCGCAGAAGCGUGUACGGGCCACAGACAAGGCGCUCAAUGAGCGUAAAUUAAUUAAAAAGCCCGCUGAACAAGCGACCAAAAAGCGUUCGCCGAUUUCCAUUGAGAUUAAGAAGCCAUCGACAAUGGUGGGUGUGUCUGCGCUGUUAUCGCCAAUUCCCUCAGGCGAAACGGACAACAAGCGUGGUCAUUCGCCCAUCAAGGAUAAGAUCAAGGAAAAGGAUAAGGAUAAGGACAAAGACACGGAUAAGGAUGGCGGCGGCAAACAUUCAAGAAGAGAGGAGUUGCUCAAGCAGCUGCGUGCCGUCGAGGAUGCGAUUGCCAAGAAGCGAUCAAAGCUCACCUGAUUGCCACUGGCAACACCACCACCACCUAUUCUCCUCAUUGCACUUAUCGUAGUAGUCAUCGUUGCCCCACGCAUAAUUAUACUUCCAACAAAAAACCCAAAUCCAAAUCUGAAUUCAAACCGAUUCGCUUGUAAUCUGCAGCAGGAGCUCCAACAUCAGCAGCAGUGGAAGUUCCCACACAUGGAAGAUUAUUAUUUACAAGAAAUACAACCUAGAUGUUAUGCAACAUUCGCAUCGUAUUCGUUAUUCGAUUUGAUGGCUGGCCGGUGCCCUAUUGGAGCCCAGUUGAGCGCAAUUCAAACUACAAUACGCAUUACAGUGCAUUUAGACACACACAAAAAACGAAGAAAAACAAAUCACUUUUUCCGCUUUCCCAUUAUUUUUUUUUGUUUGUUUCUCUCCGCCUUGACUACCACCAAGAAAUGAUGGAACAUUUAAUUAAUUGUUUAUAAUAGGUCCUAAAUAAAGUCUAACACUUACAAUGUUC
Drosophila subobscura is the source of this 4051-nucleotide messenger RNA. RefSeq names its product zinc finger CCCH domain-containing protein 18. Gene Ontology annotation, molecular function: metal ion binding. Bases 451 to 3564 code for a protein of 1037 amino acids. The transcript is spliced from 6 exons. The record is from RefSeq and is a predicted model, not a curated record. NCBI's taxonomy places the organism in Eukaryota, Metazoa, Arthropoda, Insecta, Diptera, Drosophilidae.